Ostreobium quekettii is the source of this 1413-nucleotide messenger RNA. NCBI's taxonomy places the organism in Eukaryota, Viridiplantae, Chlorophyta, Ulvophyceae, Bryopsidales, Ostreobiaceae. The record is from the annotation of a GenBank genome assembly.
AUGCACCGGCCAGUGGGGCCGCCUGAAGCCGACAGCGACCCCGCGGGCGAGCGGGGGGAGGGCCCGGAGGAGAAGGAGAGGGCGAGCGGGAUUGAGAUGCCGGGACGCGGGGGAGCGGCGGGGCAUGAUGCGCCAUCGCCAUCGCAAGAUUCGGCGGCCGUCGGGCAGGUCCAGGUGCAGGCCCUGCCGCUGUUCAAGCAGAAUUUUCUGGCGUCGAGGGGCGCGAGGGCGGUGAGCUACCGGGACCCGGAGAUCGGCGGCGGAGAGGGAAGGGGGGUGCCGCCGCGGCUGCCGGGCAUCCCGAGCAGAUCGCGGGAUGGCGGGCAGCGGCAGGAGUCGCUGCUGCCACUGGAGCUCAGCUCAGUGUCCCGGAGGCUGGAUGGUCCACCCACGGAGACCGAGGCGCGGCGGCGGCGGCUGAAGCACUACGAGCUGCAGUGCACACACACGUUCGAGCACAUGCACAUCGGCGGCCACAUGGUGGCCAAGAGCAGGGAGAUCCUGCGGGGGGCGGGCAUCACGCACGUGAUCAACUGCGUGCGGUUCGAGUACGAUAACUACUUCCAGGACGAGAUGAAGUACCUGGGGCUGUACCUGCAAGAUUGGGGCCAAGAGGAUAUCUACUGUGUGUUCUACGAUGCCUUCGACUUUAUUGAGGCCGCACGGGAGGGAGGAGGAAAGGUGUUCAUUCACUGUUCCCAGGGAGUAUCGCGGAGUGCUGCAAUCACGAUCGCUUACAUAAUGUGGCGAACUGACAGGCACGUGGAGGUGGUGCUGGACCAGAUGAAGCAAGUGAGAGCAGUGGUGGAGCCAAACAUCGGGUUCUAUUUUCAGCUUAUUGCAUGGGACAAGAGGCGAAAGACGAUAAUGGACAAGUGUAACAUAUACAGGGCAGCGCCAUUGUCGAAGUUGAUGUCAAGUAUUGUGGUUGCCAAAAACAUUCCCAAGACAGGCGAUCCGAACGAGCAACACUGCCUGGACCCCCGUGGUGCGUUCAUUGUGCACUGCCCACAGCGGCUCUACGUCUGGAUCGGCGACCAGUGCCCAGAGGCCUUCCUGAGGGCCGCCAGGAAGUUCGCGCUGCAGUUGGGCAAAUACGAGAAUGCGCCAAAGGCGACUGAAGUCCGACAAGGCGAGGAGGACAGCGAGCUCGCAUCCGCACUCGGUUUCCCACCGAACGACGCUUCAGGGCUGGUUCGGCAGCGUGACGAGUUCACACCGGAGUUUGAGCGCUACCACAGGGCGCUAGCUCCCAAGCUGGCGUCCGGCGACGAGCCCCCGUUGCCGCCGAUGGCCGGCGUGCGGCGCAACAUUGGCAGGCGGGCACAGUCGGACGUGCUCAGCCUGCUGGGAGAGGAUCGGCACGGCCGGCAGCCCCCUCCUGGUCCCAGCGUGUUUGGCGUGCCACCGUGA